Molecule: messenger RNA, 3105 nt
Organism: Xiphias gladius (swordfish)
Lineage: Eukaryota; Metazoa; Chordata; Actinopteri; Istiophoriformes; Xiphiidae
Product: anoctamin-9
Exons: 25
Coding region: 229-2565 (778 amino acids)
Biological process (GO): chloride transmembrane transport
Cellular component (GO): plasma membrane
Molecular function (GO): protein dimerization activity; chloride channel activity
Source: RefSeq, a predicted model, not a curated record
UGCAGCCGUUCCGCUGCACCUGACAAGCCCCGAGCCAUCGCGGGCUUGUCGUCUCUUUCCGAACGCAGCUGCUGAAAAACGGACACCGGGCUCCGUUCAGUCGUGACUGUUUUGCCGACGGCGUCGCCGGAAACACUGGCCGAGCGGGGCGAAAGAGGUGGAGGCUGGAGAGACACAUGCGGUGACACCAGCAACAGGGCUCACAGCUGCAUCUAGCACCUACUCAUCAUGCCCGUUCACAGGAGGCAGCCCAGUAUUGAACUACUGGAAUUAAUGGGGGUGGUGAGAGAGAAUGGCAAUGAACAGACAUCACUUCCUCCUGUGCACACUCCACUGUCAUAUGACUACGUCCUGGUUGCCAAAACAGUUGAUAACCAGGAGAGAGAGGCGUUCAAGAAGCAAAUGGAAUACAUUGAAGAAUUGAAGAAAAAGAACAUAAGAGUCACAAAAAUUAUGGACGACGAUCUCGUCUUCUAUGGGAUUCAAGCGCCAAAAGAAGUUUUCGAGAAGUACCGGUAUCUGCUCAAAGUUUCUGAUGCUUGUAACUGGAGCUCAGAUCAGAACAUCGUGCCUCUCAGCACCAGGAUAAGGAUUGUCCACUUUAUCUUGAAUCACACCCCCAUCCGUUCAGGAGAGGGUCUGCGGGAUCUCAUGAAGACAAAGGUUUUUGAAGCGAGGUUCUGCUUACAUGAGAAAAAGAAACAGAGAGAGCUGAAGGAGAGCUGGGCACGAUGGACAGCCUGUCUCCAAGGGCAACCCAUAACUGCUGUCAGGAACUACUUUGGGGAGAAGGUGGCCUUGUACUACCUGUGGUUGGGCUGGUACACAUUUCUGCUCAUCCCUCCUGCUCUCAUUGGGGUCAUUGUCUUCCUCUAUGGCCUCGCCUUCUUCAACAGCUCACCCCUCAUAAAGGAGGUUUGUGAGGCUGACACAGUCAUGUGUCCACUUUGUGACAAGAGAUGCAAAGUUUGGCAGCUCUCCGACACCUGCACAUACGCCAAGGUGAGCCUGCUGUUUGACAAUAAUGGCACAGUGCUCUUUGCGAUGUUCAUGGCAGUCUGGGCAACACUGUUUUUGGCAUUUUGGAAGAGACAUCGGGCUUCCUAUGUGUGUGAAUGGAAAGUGUCUGAUUGGUGUGAGGAGGAGGAGGAACUGAUCCUGGAAAUUGUUAACAACGCAAACUGUGAACCCAAGAAACAUAAGCACUCCUACUUGCACAGCACUUUGGUUUUGAUCUGUGUCACAGUUAUGAUAUUGGUGAUCAUCGGCCUGACACAUGCCUUGGUGGUGUUCAGGGUGAUUGCAGCAGUGCUCUUGGCUGAGGGAUCAUGGGAGUUCCUGAGCACCCACUCCAACAGUGGAGCAAUGAUGCUGGGGGCUGUCCUCCAUUACCUUAUCAUCACUGUCAUGACACGGAUUAACAGGAUUGUAGCCAUGAAGCUCUGUGAAAUAGAGGAAACAAGAUCAUUUGCUGCCACAGAGAAGAGUUUCACUGUCAAGAUGUUCACCUUCCAGUUCUUCACCUACUUCUCCUCGCUCUUCUACGUGGCCUUUUUUCUUGGCAGGAUAAAUGGUCAUCCGGGUGGUUACGUACGAAUUGCAGGGAAAUGGAGGCUUGAGGAAUGUCACCCUAGCGGAUGUCUCACAGACUUGUUCAUCCAAAUGGCGAUCAUAAUGGUACUCAAGCAAACCAUCAGCAAUGUCUUUGAGUUCACUGGCCCCUGGCUCUGCAGGUGGUUGAAGAGGAGAAGAACCCAGAAGCUACAGAGGAAAUGUGCCCACUGUUACCUGAAAGAUGAAUCGGAGGCCAGACACAGAGCUGAACUUUGUGAUAACUGCAAGCUUCGAGACUGGCUCAGCAACUAUCGGCUCAAUGAUGUUGACUCCUUCAGCUUGUUCAAUGAGUUCCUGGAAAUGGUGAUCCAGUUCAGCUUUACCACCAUAUUUGUUGCAGCGUUUCCUCUUGCUCCUCUGUUAGCCCUUAUUAAUAAUGUUAUUGAGAUACGCUUGGAUGCCAUUAAGAUGGUCACUCUGGAGCGCAGACUGGUUCCCAAAAAAACCAACGAUAUUGGUGUGUGGAUAGAUGUGUUGGAGGCUAUUGGCGUCUUAGCUGUCAUAGCGAAUGGGUUGGUCAUUGGUGUAUCUUCGGACUUCAUCCCUCGACUGGUCUACCGUUACCGCUAUGGCCCGUGUGCCAAUGGCACAGCGACAGAUAUUGACUGCAUGGUUGGCUACAUCAACAACACUCUCUCCAUUGCACGAAUGGAUGACCAGAACAUACACAAUGAGUUUUCAGUUAAUCAGAUGACCACUCUUAGUGGCUUGAAUGUCUCUUACUGCAGCUACAAAGACUACAGGAGCAAUGAGGACUACAGUCUUACCCCACAGUUCUGGCUAAUAUUAGCUGUGCGCUUUGCAUUUGUCAUCCUCUUUGAGCACGUUGUGGUAAUAUGCAAGUUCAUUGCAGCCUGGUUUGUACCGAGUGCUCCCAUGCAGGUCAAGAAUGACAGACUCUUUGAUAAACUCAACAGACUAAAAGAGGAACUCAGGUCAUUUGAAGUGUGACAGCGUUCAGACACUUAAAUGGGACACAUUCUGAGCUGGCAUAGGAACAUGAACCCAGUAUUGCCUCGUGCAUUACAGUGUCCAGACCAUCACAGUGUUGAGUCAUCUUCAAAGCCAUUAAUCAUCAAGAGUUCAGACAGAGGCCUCUCACUCUCUUCUAUUGUUUGCAUUCAGAUGUUAAAUGCUGGCUAUCUGGAUUCUCAUUCAUGAUAUUGAUUUUGAAGACAGACCAAUUUUUCUUGGAUAGAACAACUGUACAGAAAAAUGAUUUUACUGACCACGUCUUUCAUAAGAUUAUUCUUAUUCUAUUUUAAGAAUGCACUUUCUGUUUGAUCUCUAUAUUUGUGAUUUUAAUGUGAGUGUUUUUAUUGAAAGCCUAAAGAUAAUUUAUAUUGCUACUGCAAAUACAGUACUGAUUGUAUGUUAUGAUGUUGCCUUAUAUUGUAAAAAGCGCCGUGAUGAUUGUUGCAUUAUUGCAGAUAGAAUCUGAUGGUGUCUCUUGUAAAUCAGACACAAGAAUGUUUUGCAUUAUAUUUUAUA